CUCUAUUAUCUCUCCAUGGUGCUUUCUCAUUUUCUGUUCCAUUUUUAUAUCCUCUUGUACUCUUUCUGCAAAACUCAGCUGUAAAUCUAGUGUCACUUGGCUUAUGCGGAGAAUUCUUCUCACACACCAUAAAUAUGCUACUUCUUCUUACACAUCCAACAAGAAACUCCCCUUGAGUUCGUAGACCCCUCCACCCAUUAUCUCAGUUCAUCCCUAGCUCUCUUUCUGCCCAGACAUAUAUUCAAUAAUAAUGUCAAGAAUGGCUGCAGACACUCUCAUUGUUGGAAGGGUGGUUGGGGAUGUUGUUGAUCCUUUCAUUCCAACCAUAAAGAUGUCUGUCACCUACAACAACAAAAGAGUCUGCAAUGGACAUGAGUUCUAUCCUUCCAUAGUUGUAACCAGACCAAGAGUAGAGGUUCAAGGAGGUGAUUUGAGGGAUUUCUUUACUCUGGUGAUGACAGACCCAGAUGUUCCUGGACCUAGUGAUCCUUACCUAAGAGAGCACCUGCACUGGAUAGUAGCAGACAUUCCAGGCACAACAGAUGCAACAUUUGGAAGGGAAGUGGUGAGCUAUGAGAUGCCAAGGCCUAAUAUUGGAAUCCACAGGUUUGUAUUUGUUCUGUUCAAGCAGAAACGUCGACAGAACAUUAACCCACCACCGUCCAGGGAUCACUUCAGUACCCGGGAGUUCGCCGCCGAGAACGAUCUCGGCCUUCCUGUUGCCGUAGCCUACUUCAAUGCACAGAGAGAAACAGCUGCAAGAAGACGCUAACCCUUUUCAUGUUAGUUUUUAAAUUAAUAAUUUACCGAGUUCCUUCGUCUCUGUAAUGCUGUGUUUGUUUGCUAUCUUGUAAGACAAACCUUGUCCAUACUUUGUCGGUUCAACUUGUGAUUACAGAAGGCGAUCAUAUUUUCAAGAGGAAAAUCAUUAGCUUCUCAACUUGUUCUUUGUUUUCUUCAAGCUCAGUGUUUUUGGCCUAAAAUGUUUUCUUUCCAACAAUUUUUUUUUCAAGUACUUGAUACCAUAAGAAUUUAAACCUCUAGAUAUUAAUUUAGCAAAUCUUUUGUUGGCGUUUCAUUGACAAAAUUUGUUAUAAAUAAAUUCGUGUGAUAUCA
Messenger RNA from Rubroshorea leprosula, 1116 nucleotides. Lineage: Eukaryota; Viridiplantae; Streptophyta; Magnoliopsida; Malvales; Dipterocarpaceae. The record is from the annotation of a GenBank genome assembly.